AUCAUAUCGAAAAAUGUAGCUGAUGCUGCACAGCAAAAUGAGAUGAAGCGCAGAGAACUCAUUGGUCAGGUCAGUCAAGUAGCAUUAAAAAUAUUCUUGGAGUGCUUUGAGAGUUUAAAUAUCAUGGUCAGUCCAACCACUGCACAGCCAGAUAGCAAUCUCGCUGGUUCCACUGUUAGCAAUGUGAAUCUGAUCAAGCCUACUAGUGCAAAAUUAAAAACUGUCGAGACAGAAGUUAACGGGUCGAAUACCAUUCGAUCACCCGUUCCCGAGCCACUGAAAGAGUCAACGAGCAAUUACGAGGAAAAUGAAAAAGCUUCCCAAGAAAACGAGCCAACAAGAAAAAUCAUACCUCCUGCACCUAUACCAGCAGUUAAUGUUUGGCAAGUAAGAAAGGAGGCCAUGAAUGCCAGAAAGGUGACAGAAGUUGUUAACCUUAAUGAUAAGGAAAAAGAAGUCGUAGGUGAUAUCAAGAAAAUCGAAGCACGGGAAAUUGAUCAACAGGAACACACGAAUGUAUUUGUCAAUAUACAUAAUCAUUCACCGAAUGAAAUAAAUAUCAUUCCUGCGUUCGCACAGGGAAGGAUUAUCAUCUUUGCUAAUGUUAGAAACUUCAACAACUAUCUGCCGGCCGAAAUUAGCCCACAUUUUGAUGUUAAACGAGCAUCUAAGAAAGAAUCAAAGAAAUCAAAACCCCCACCGAUAUUACCGCCGCUAGAAGAUCAAAGUAGCUGGCCUGCUCCGGCUGAAGCUUUGACUAAGGAUAAAGGAAAAGAACCUGUAGACCCCAUUGAAAAAAAGUCGUCCAAUGAUAACGGCAUUAAAAAAGAUGAAAGCCCUAAGAGAGGCAAGGGUAAAUGGAUCCCAUAUCCGAUCGUUACACAAAAUACGCCGUCAUCUAAUCACGAUAGGGCAAAACCUCGACGCCGUAGUGAGGAUCAUGUUGGAUUACGUGAACGUGGGCCGAGUGAAAAAGUUCAUAACACGGAACCAGAGGCUCAAACCGUAACUAAUAGUAAUCAAGGUAGACGUCGUGCUAGUGUUCCUCCACCGGCGAGAGAAUACGGCCGAAGGUAUUCACAACCUGCUGACGGUCAAAUUGGGCAUCAUUCAAAUGGAUAUCGUGGUGGUCGAAGGGGUGGACGAGCUGGGUUUAACCGAGUAAAGGCUCUUACAAUGGACUUUGAUCUUAUCCGUGAGGCUCUUCUUAAUAGUUACAUUGUUGAAGUUAAGGAUGAUAAAGUGAGAAAACGCGAAGGAUGGGAAUCUUGGCUAUUGCCAAGACAAUACGACAUGGUUGAACAACAGGAAGGAAUGGAGUAUUCUAAUGGCCAAGCAAUAACUGAAGCUGUUAGUUAUCCACAAUGUGAUGUUCAUGAAGAAGACGAGAACAAAGAAAACCAAGAAAUGCCAACAAUUCCAGAAAGUAUUUCUGAAAAUGGAUCGUCAGACGUGUCAAAUCCAUGGAUUUUGCAUACAAAAAAACGACGCGCAUUGUCUUCAUCGACCAAAUCUUCUCGCGAGGUUCAGAGACAAAUUUCAUCGCCAGCAGCCGACGAGGAACUCUUUCAAUUCGACGAAGAUUGGACUGGGGAUUCAAGAAAUAAUACAAAGAAAAGAGAUAAAAGUCACGUUCACUUUGAGAGAAAGGCAAUGAAUGGGGUACCGCAAGGACAUCACAGCCCUAACUCCAAAGUCAACCAUAAAAACGCUCCGGAUACCCGUCAAUAUUUCGCACAAGAGGCAGUUGGAUGGGUGCUCGGCGAUCAACCUUAUCAUCCUUCGGAAGGUACGUCACAAGCAGGUCUACAAUAUUCACCACCAAAUCAUAGUGGUGGCUCAAACAGUUUUCCGGAGCAACUAUCUUCAUCUGCUGAUCAGGCGCGAUCAUUUCCUGCAUUUCAACAUCCGAGUCAUGAUCUUUUACGUGAGAAUGGAUUCAUUCAACAUAAAUACUACAAAUAUCAUGCCAAAGCUUUGAAAGAACGCAAACGUCUAGGUAUUGGCCAUUCUCAGGAGAUGAAUACCCUCUUCAGAUUCUGGUCCCACUUUUUGCGUGAGCAUUUUAAUAAACGCAUGUAUUCCGAAUUUAAGAAGCUUGCGGUUGAGGAUGCCAACGCAAAUUAUCGUUACGGACUUGAAUGCUUAUUCCGAUUUUAUUCUUAUGGUCUUGAGAAAAGAUAUCGUCAAAACUUAUUCGACGAUUUUCAAGAAUUGACUUUGACUGACUAUGAAAAGGGGUAUCUUUAUGGGCUUGAGAAAUUCUGGGCCUAUCUAUAUUAUAGAAAAGACAAAGAUAAGAGAAAAAUUGAAGUUUGUGAAAAGCUAAAGCAACAUGUUGAGAAAUAUAAGAACAUUGAAGACUUUAGACUUGCUCACAAAUCUUUGCACCCCCAUUCAUCAAAUCUUCAUUACACAACAUCUAACAAUAAUGCAUCAUCUACAUCAUCUGUG
This is a messenger RNA of Acaulospora colombiana, 2454 nucleotides long. Lineage: Eukaryota; Fungi; Glomeromycota; Glomeromycetes; Diversisporales; Acaulosporaceae. The record is from the annotation of a GenBank genome assembly.